Messenger RNA from Fusarium keratoplasticum, 1437 nucleotides. RefSeq lists its product as uncharacterized. The transcript has 3 exons. Lineage: Eukaryota; Fungi; Ascomycota; Sordariomycetes; Hypocreales; Nectriaceae. The record is from RefSeq and is a predicted model, not a curated record. Gene Ontology annotation, molecular function: NADP binding; flavin adenine dinucleotide binding; N,N-dimethylaniline monooxygenase activity. The coding region runs from base 1 to 1437 and encodes 478 amino acids.
AUGUCGAUCCCUCCCGUUAAGCGCGUGGCAGUCAUAGGCGCUGGUCCCGCGGGCGCUAUCGCUGUUGAUGCCUUGGCUCAAGAAAAGACAUUCGAUCUCAUCCGAGUAUUUGAACGUCGUGAAGGUCCCGGAGGCUGCUGGAUCGGCGACAAGUCUCAACCCCCAACAAUCUCCAACCUGUCGCAAUUGGCAGACCGCACUGCAGAUGCGCCUCUAACAAUUCCCGAGAAGCUUCCGGCCUAUGCGCCCAAGUCUAGUCAGCCGCGCUUUGAAGAGUCCUCCAUUUAUCCGUAUCUCGAGACCAACGUCGCAAGUGUGACGAUGGAGUUUACUCAGGAACCCAUCCCCGAGAUUCGCAGUGAGUGGUCAAUCGGGAUCCAUGGUCCUGAUACACCCUUUCGGACUUGGAAGGUUAUCCGAGAUUACAUCGCUGGGCUUUUGCAGCGGAAUAAUUAUGAGGAUCUUGUUUCUUACAGCACUACUGUGGAACAUGUCGAAAAGGUCGGUGACGAGUGGAAGGUUGUUCUGCGAAAGGAAGGUAACGAGAAGGAUUACUGGUGGACGGAAUGGUUUGACGCUGUGGUUGUCGCUAGCGGACAUUACUGGGUGCCGUAUAUCCCCCCGAUAGAUGGGUUGGAUCAGUUUGAGAAGUCCCGUCCUGGGAGUGUUUUGCAUAGCAAGCACUUUCGCGGACGAGAUUACUUCAAGGGCAAACGAGUUGUGACAGUCGGGGCAUCUGUCUCGGCGGCGGACAUCGCUGUCGAUCUUGUUGGCACAGCCAAGUCGCCGGUUCACAGCAUCACCAUUGGACACACGGUGAAUGCCUACUUUGGCGACGGAGCCUUUUCACACCCCAAGAUCAAGAAGCAUCCCUCUAUCUCAAAGGUCACUGGCCGAACAGUACACCUCAUUGACGGCACCUCGAUCCUAGACGUCGACCACAUCAUCUUUGGGACAGGUUAUAGCUGGACUCUCCCAUUCCUUCCUUCUGUGCCGCUACGCAACAACAGAGUCCCCGGGAUCUACCAGCAUGUCGUAUGGAACCAGGACCCUACUCUUCUCUUUGUCGGCGCUGUAGGUGCUGGUCUCACCUUCAAGAUUUUUGAAUGGCAAGCCGUCUACGCAGCCCGUCUCCUCGCAGGUCGAGCAACCCUCCCCUCCGUCGAAGAAAUGCAGCAAUGGGAAACCGAGCGAAUAAAGACACACGGCGACGGACCCAAGUUCUCGGUCGUGUACCCCGACUUUGAGGAUUACUUUGACAAGGUGCGUGAGCUGGCCGGCGAGGGUGAGCCAGGGGUUGGACGCAAGCUGCCGCCGUUCAAGAGAGAGUGGUUCCGCGCUUUCAACGAGGGGUCGGAUUUGCGCAAGGCCAUGUGGGAGAGGUCGAAUGCGAAGGCUGAGGCUGAGGAGGCUGAGGAGAAUAGAGCUAGACUGUAG